CGGCACAAAGGAACUGCGUCACCCAUUGCAUAACCGGGCGUACACUCCGUGGAGAGAGCUCAGGCACUUGAGAGUUUGCAGCUUGCCUUCUUUCUACUAAAUCAAGUAAACAUGUUUCAAGGAAUCAGGAGGUCACGCGCACAUGAUGCGAACAAGCAAUUCACGGAACAAGUUGACGGCCUACGGCUCAGGUAACACGGAUAAUAAUGCCAUGCAGCCAAAAGAUUUGCAAACGAGGUGCUCUGGUAUAUGCGUGCAUGCAUUGUGGGAAGGGCAGGGAAACAUGCAAGAAGACAUAGAAAUAUCGUCAGCCUGAUACCAUCAGUAGGAAAAAGGACAUUUGAAAGGUCAACGGGGAGGUUUAAUCGGCCCCCACCUCGGCAUCAAAGCGUGGGUCCUGACAGACGUCGCUGAUGUUAACAGGCAGUCCCGUGGAAGCCACCAGCUCAGCAAUGCUGUUAUUGAUCAGCCAAUCAGAACACGAUAGCUUCUCCAUGCUGAUGUGGCCAAUAACACACAGAUAGGAAACAACAGUCACGUCAAGGCAGAUCAUCCGACAUGACAGCAGUAAAUAUUGCAAGAGUUUCACCUGAUGUCGCGGUCCAAGUUGCACAGGGGCGACAUGAGUUCAAACGUCUUGGAGAACUUCACGACCUGUAAGAAGAGCCACCACAGCGACGACAUUUAACAACAAAGACGAGAGGGGUUUGAGAUGCUGAUAAAGAGCCAGACGUCUCACGGGCGAGUCGAUGUCCUCCAGGAGAAGCACGGAGCAGCGUUCACACUGCAAGAGGGUCAGGGCUCGCUGCAUGAUCUUCCUGACGAUCUUCUCCAGGAAUCCAAACCCACCUCACAGGCCACGAGCUGAGACGAGGGAGUCCAGUUCACUGUUUCCACUUCUAUCUGGACCGAGGUGCCUGCUGUCGCCGUCUGCAUCAGGAGGACGAGAGAAAUGUCUCUGGAUUAGUUCCUUGCCAAUCAGAAAAGGCGAUAUCGUUCCCUCCUCGGUGCUUCAUCCCUUCUGAGUCAGAGCUCCGGCAGCCAGAUGGAGCCCAACUCUUCACUAACCCACGGCUUCGCAUUUGAUUUAUAUGACCAAUAUCGAUGUGGUUACGGAGGCGCCAUCAUACCUGAGCAGGUCACCAGUCAGCAGCUUUAUAGCAAUACUGGCAGCAAGAAAAGUAAACUUCGUCUCAAUGACCAGCUUGUACCAAAACCAACUGAUAUAAAUAUAGGGGAGAAAAUUAUCAAAAUUGCAACUCCAAAGGAACAUCCCUAUUCAUCCCACAUCUCCCGGUUUGCCAUGUUUCCAUCCUUCCACUCUCCAGAUGACCCUGAGACAGGGGUCAGAGUUGCCUCCCAACCCUACCCGAGCCAUCUCAUCCCAAAAAGUGCACCAGGCGUCACUCUGCUGAGUAAAACAUAUGGUGGUCCAUUUAGACAUGAAAUCUUGGAGACACCAAUAAAAACAAGGAAGGCUCUUUCGUGGACCGGACAACACGGCUUCUGGGAUCAUACAAAGCCACUGACGGGAGAGAACCAAGUGUUCUACCCCACUCCUCCAAAGACAGUGCUGCCCAACCCUAACCUCCGUGACUGGGAUUUGUCUCUAUCUGAGCGGACAAGCAACAUGUUGACAAAUGUGGAGAGGACACACUGGGUCACCACUUACCAAAGGCACUUCACAGGAUCUGGACCAGCAUGUCCUUUGAAGAUAGAUGAUUUCAAGGAAAAAAUGAGUGGACUCACUGGGAUGAAUUCACAGACUGUAACACAGAGAGAAAGGUCUUAUCCUGUGUUUGUUCCCGCUAAACCAAGACACGCAUGUAGGAGAAGACAGGGGAGCGGCACAUGCAGUCCCACUGCUGCUGACCUCCUAAAUCCAUCUAAUCAAGUCGGCACUGCUACAGCUCCUACAAACCAACACGGGCAACAAGAGAUCCCAGCCGAGCAUAAUGAGGCACCAGAUUUAAAUCCUAAGGGCCACCGUCAAUCAGAGAACAGCACAGAAGCACAGAGGGCUGAGCUGUCCCGGGAGGUCUCACACAAACAACAAAUCGAGGGCAAAAGUUCCGUGUACGUGGACGGGGAGGGAGAAAACAGCAAAGUCCGGUUUGAUGAAAGUCUCAUGCAAGACGACACAGGGAGACCCCCGGACCUGCACAACCGCCCACUGUCCAACAGAGAGAUAGAUGUGAACAGAGAGAAAAGCCUGAGCAACCUCUGUCAUGAACCGAGCAUCAAGAAGCAGCAUUUUAAAGUCGGAAGAAGUGCAUCCAAACACCAGGUAGCUAUGGACUCACACACUGAGUUACUAUCAAGGCCUGCUGCAGAGCAGGGGAGACGAGCAGAGGGCAGAGAGCUGUCACAGGGUAUCUCUAACCCCUACGUGCCGCUGAGGCCUCCCGCCCUGCCAGGCAUCGGCCCAGUUGGGACCGCAGGUGGAGAAAAUGCAGCCCUCCGCCUCCUGGACCUUCAGAAUUCGUUCAGCAAGUCGGCAGCCCAUCGCAGCUUCAACAGCUCCAUCACACGUGCUGCUGUGAACCUGACGGACAAUGUGGUCACAGGGAGAAAACACGACUUCUAUGGGAUCAACUGCUACUACCUCCACGGAUAGUCACAUGCAUAUUUGAACCCUCUUUGGAAGAAAUAAAGUAGUCUUCUAACACUUGGUUUUGCAACUACAUAAUACUUAAUGUUGAAAUUGAAUUAGUUAACCUUGAAUACAGUUUUUCUUUUGAAUACUGUAAACUUAAAUUUACUACCUGCAUUUGGGAGCCUUUAAAAACCUUCAGGGGAAACUCAUAGGGGAAAGUCAAAUAAUUUGAAUGCAACAUACUGUAUAUUCAGAGGUGCUUUCAUUUCAACAUCACUGCUACAGUCAUGGUUGACUUUCACGAUCUUGUGACAUUUAAAAUGGUUGUAAGAGUAAAAUUAUUACGGCUAUGAGUUGCUUCCAAAAGCCAGUUGGCAGUGGCUGGUUGUGAAGGCUGUAAGAAGGACGGGUGGAUCUGAAGUCUGUGUCUCAUUUCUUUUGAGCAGACUGUUUAUUUAACUCAGUAGUUAUGCACUAUUUUGUAAGUAUCACAAACUGUCAGGCCAAAUUUGCAAACAUUGUUCAUUUGCUCUUAAAUUACAUUUAAAUUAGCAAUAUUCAUUAGAGCCCAUGAUGUAUUAUACACUACACUUACAUAAGACUCCCGUAAGCCAUGGCUCACUGUGAGGGUAAAAUAAAAGAAACAGCCUUCAAAGCCUUCAUACUUCACAGACAGUGAAUAUUCUACAGCAGUAAAUUCAUAACGAUGCACAGAUGAAUACUUUGAUCUUUACUGUAACGUCUCUAAGAACAUCAGGAGGACAUCUGCAUGCAGCUGAUUCCUCACAGGGUUAUAUGUCACAGGGCUCAUCACGGAGCAUUGUGCAGCCUGCGGUAUGGAAUCCACCUCUCUGUGUUGUAGGUGCUGCAGUGACCGCUUCAGCUCCACACUGUGAAAGGGAAAAUGCCUUUUCACACAUUAUCUGUUGCAGUCAGGUUGACUCUCUGUGAAAGGGUUUUUUUGUGACGGAAAGUCCUUGAGCAGCAAGCCUGCAACCUCGAGUGAUAUAACAGCCUUUCAUUCAGAGGUUCAGAGAGAAAGGAAAAUCAAAUAAUAGAGGGCAACACAGCAAAAAUUGACCGUCGCAAUUUUCUUGAUGAAUAUUGCAGACAUUUUAAAACUGUGUGUGGUAUUUUCUCACAAUGCAAAUCCCCAAGGGCAUAUGAGACAACAGUGUUUUUGUUGUUGUCAUUAUUGUUUUGCCUUUUGUGAGCAAAUGUGCAUUUUUGAAAAAAAAAAUAUAGUUAUGUUACAUUAAUCAUCAGUAUAGAUGUUCACGCCCAAUUAGUAACUCAUUUGGUUAAUGCUCAUCUUUUUUGUAUAUAUAUGUAUACCAGAACUGUUAAUGCAUCCUUGUGACUACAUUUCUUUUAUAAUGCCAUGAACUGACAAUCCGUGAUUCAACUGUUUGCCCAGCAGGUGGUGGUAUAUACUCAUAUAAAUCAUCACGCCCUGUUAUUUGUCGGUCAGAGUGUAUAGUAUUUUUCUUUCUGAUGUGUUUUCGUUAUUUUCACAUAAUUUUGUACUUUCCAACAUAUGACAUAUUUUAAUUAACUAAUUAAUUGAUUAAAUAUCAGAUUAACAUUCAUAAA
Molecule: messenger RNA, 4189 nt
Organism: Scophthalmus maximus (turbot)
Lineage: Eukaryota; Metazoa; Chordata; Actinopteri; Pleuronectiformes; Scophthalmidae
Exons: 14
Coding region: 1046-2617 (523 amino acids)
Cellular component (GO): centrosome
Source: RefSeq, a predicted model, not a curated record